AUGGAUGAGAGUAAGGGGUCUAGUUAUCAACACAUUACACCACCCUCAAGUCCCGGCUCAGAAGUAAAUUCUGAACCUGAGGAUCUUUCAGUGCGUAAUGAUAUUCCUUUGCCAGCAUUAUUCCAUCUUUUCGAUGAAGCUCCUAGCCAUCAAUCAUCUAACUCUUCGGCAUCAUCGGUCUACUCUCACAGCAGCUCAACCAGUUCAUCAUCUUCUUCGGCCUCCUCCAGCACUUCCAGCUCAGCCAACAAGAAUUAUCGUUUCAAGUGUGACAAAUGCAACAAAAUGUACUCCACCUCCAUGGGUUUGUCUAAACAUCAACAAUUCCAUUGCCCAGCUGCUGAAUGCAAUCAGGAAAAGAAGCAACAUGCCUGCCAAGAUUGUGGUAAACUCUACACCACCAUGGGUGCCUUGAAAAUGCACAUUCGCACUCAUACUCUACCCUGCAAGUGCCCCAUCUGUGGCAAGGCCUUCUCCCGUCCAUGGCUCUUGCAAGGUCACAUUCGCACCCAUACCGGUGAGAAACCAUUCCAGUGCCCCGAUUGUCCACGCUCAUUUGCUGAUCGCUCUAACUUGAGAGCCCAUCAACAAACUCAUGUGGAAGUUAAGAAAUACGCCUGCAAAGUAUGCCACAAAUCCUUCUCACGCAUGUCUUUGCUCAACAAACACGCCAGUUCCAAUUGUACCAUUACAAUUGCGUAAAUAUUGGUAACACUAACACUACCACAAUCUCAGUCACAAACCAACAGUACAAAACCCUGCCACAAACCCUUAAAAUGUUGAAACUUGAAACAUUCCGCUGGAAAGGAUUAAAUUAUUAUUUUUUUAAAUUUAUUUUAUUUUUUUUUCAUUUUUUUAUCACAAUUUUAUUUUAUUUUUAAAAGC
This is a messenger RNA of Lucilia cuprina (Australian sheep blowfly), 885 nucleotides long. It is a transcript of the gene sna, whose product is annotated as protein snail. The record is from RefSeq and is a predicted model, not a curated record. The transcript is spliced from 2 exons. Lineage: Eukaryota; Metazoa; Arthropoda; Insecta; Diptera; Calliphoridae. Gene Ontology annotation, molecular function: DNA-binding transcription factor activity, RNA polymerase II-specific; RNA polymerase II cis-regulatory region sequence-specific DNA binding. Bases 1 to 702 code for a protein of 233 amino acids. Gene Ontology annotation, biological process: regulation of DNA-templated transcription.